GUCCCCACUCAAGUACAUUCAUGUUUACUCUCUUAUACCUUUGUAAACGAGACUAAGCGACUAAAUGGUUCCUGAAUAGUGUAGGAAUGACUCUUGAAUGAUUCACCCUUACUGAAUGAUACAUGCUCGAUAGAAGUAACAUUGACCUCUGAUACAUCUCACCUCAUUCUCGCGGAAUUAUUCAUGACGCACACAAAAUCCCCGGUAGCGUGCCUAAAGAUAUGCACCCAGCCGCCAGCCUCACCUCCCGUAUACCCACGUGACGAGCUGAAAGCUUUGAGUACGCCCGGCCAGACCGUCGGGAAAGGAGUUGUCAUACCUGUAUAUGGCGCCGCCUGAGGCUUUGGUUGGCUCACAGGCUGAAUAGAAGAAUGCCUACCUACCUAUGAAGCUGAGAAUGGCAGCCUUGUACCACGUCAAAUCACUCAGCCUCAAGUUAGCGCUGCCAUCCAAAAGUGAUGACCUCGCUGGCCAGCUGUCACAACCUUCUCCAGAAUACACCUGUCUCCAAUUGUUGCCAUCCCAUCCAUUCUUGCCAUAGCCUGCGUCCCAAGAAAUCAUGGGGAACUCUUGCAGCAAGCUGCCGCCAAGGUCUGGCAAAGACCGCAGCACGACUGCUUCUGCCGUGCCCUUAUCAGACAUGACCAUUGCUGCGCCGAGUAGUAUGAGAGAGCCAGAACGACAUCCAGAUGUUGCUCCAAACUUGCACCCGCCUGCCCACAUGGGUCCCGCAAGCACCGGGCCGCUCCCGCCUGGCGCUAAUCCCGACCUCGAAUCUCUCACUGAGCCUGGUCCCGAAGCUCGUCAGGAGAGUCAACCCGCCCGUACAUCCAUACCCACAAUGCAGCCACAGACAGCCCCAGCUACUCCCGAUGUCUUACAGCAACGAACUCUUUGCGUGGUCCAAGCUAUGGAGAGACUCGAAGUGGGUCAGCCAGAGAUCUUCAAGCAGUUGGUGGACAUCAAGUCCACAGUUGAGAUUAAGGAUCACAUUGAUCCUUCAGAUUUACUGGACGUUGUUUUACCAAAGAUGAGGGAUGUUAAGCAGAUGCCCAAAGCGAUUGAAAAUACUAUCAGGUAUAUUCUCCAAUUCAAGGACAUGGUAUCAGCUGCCGCGACUAUCGAUCCCCACAAAAUCGCACCAGUUGUUUGGCGUGGGUUCUGCCUGAUACUGGAGACGUGCUUAGGCGAUUCUGCACUCGUUCGGGAAGAGCUAAGAGAACUGGAGAAAAUUAUCUCGAACCUCAGGCAAUGGACCAACAUCGAGUUGUUGUAUUUGGGGAAAACGAAGAAUGCUAGCUCAAUUAGGUUCAGGGAUCUGGAGCCUUCCUUGGUCAAUCUGCAAGUUGAGAUCCUGAAAUUAGAAGCCAAACUGUUUGGUUGGAUUUCUACUGGACGUAUCGCCCAGUUACUCAAGACACCGGAACGAAGCGCCACCUGGAAAGAGCUUGUCAGUAACAUAAACGCGAAUCAUGAUAUCUGUAAAAGCAACUUCGACCGCUGCAAGCUAGAGGACGAAAUAGUCGGGAGCGUCAAGAAAUGGGUAUGGAACUUCAGACCGGAACAAGCUCAUGAUGAUGCCCUUGAGAGGACUGGGGUCGCCCUGAAAUAUCGAGCAUGCGGGCAAUGGUUGCUGGACAAUGAGACAUUCAAGACCUGGGCCUCGACGUCCAAAGUAGAAUCAGAUGGCCAGAUCAUCUGGCUUCGCGGUACAACUGGUACUGGAAAAUCAACUCUCUUAUGUCGGAUAAUUCAAUGGCAUCUAGAUACAGCUUCUUUAUACCCCGGGACACGCUUUGCGUAUUUUUAUUGCUCUAGAGGUACAGCUACAAACUCCAAACACUCGUGGCAGGAUGUUCUUCGAGCAAUCCUCCAACAAUCAGCAUUCGACCCCAAGACAGGCAAGAUCUCUCCGGAUGUUCUGGAUGCUUACACAAAUUCUGGAGGGGCUUCAUCGCAAUUGCGAGAUUUCUCCUUUACCAACGACUGCGAGCGGUUGUUACACAGUAUCGUUAAAUCUGGGGUCAAGCUCAGAAUAAUGAUCGACGCCCUCGAUGAGUGUGACGAGCCCAAGAAACUCUUAGCUGCUUUGGUAAAAGCUUUCAAGGUUGUUCCUGGCGGACUUGAGCUGCUUAUGUCUAGUCGAUACGAAGUGCGUGUCCACGAAAAGUUUGUCGAUACUCCCAUGGCCAUAAUCGAUCUUCGGUCAUCAGUAUCCGAAACCGAUAUGUAUACGUACAUCAGCACUGAGGUCAAGGAAAGAGAAGACGACGAGAGACUCCUGGGAAGAAAAUACCCAGAACUCGAGGACAAGCUCAUCAAAAUCCUCUGUGAAAGGGCUGGCGGAAUGUUCCGCUGGGUUCAAUUGCAGCUCUCUUUCUUCUUCGAACGAAAACCCGACAUUCUCUUCAAAAAAACUGCUGAAGAUCAUCUCAAGAAGCUUGACACCGGCUCCGUCGCAGACGAUAACGACUUGAACCUUGCCUACAAAGAUAUCUUCGAACGCAACACCGCACCAGGCUCAGCCGAAUACAAAUAUGCGACCAGCAUUUACAGGAUAUUAUUGUGCAGCUUUAUGCCCUUGUCAAUAGCAAUGAUUAUCGAAGCUGUAGCUGCUCUCGGGAUUGAUACCCACAACGUUCAUGACACAUGCUUUCGUCGACUCACUGCAGAUUUCGUCGUUGAGAAUGCAAGUAGUGGAAAGCUGGAGUUUGCUCAUGUGUCAGUGAAGGACUACUUGCAAGGCAGGUCUGGGUCGCAAUACAGCAAACCGAUAUGCCACGCCCAAGUCGCCCUAAUGUGUAUAAAAUGCAUAUCUUCUCAGACUCCCUUCGCUCUUGAAAGAAUUGCGCGGAAGAGAGCAUUUUUUUGGUAUGCUUCAGACUUCUGGGGAGAACACUGUCGCGAGUCGACUGAAAAGAACCGGAAAAGUCUUGCCGUGUCCAAUGAGCUGGAUGCGUGGAUGCUUCAGGGAUUAGGCUCGACAACAUUUGAGAGUUGGGUCACUUGGCUCGACAAAAGCACUAUAUUUCUUAGUCUCAGCAGCGGGUUUAUCAAAAAUUUCAAGGCUUCGAAUAAUGGGUAUCUAGGUAGAUUGGUACUCUUAGCUUGCUAUUGGAAUCUCACCGAAGUACUAAGGAAAUUGCUUUCAGCACAUCCAGCCCCACACCUGAAUCUAUCUGUCGAUGACUGUACAUACAAACAAACAGCUGUAUCAUCAGGAAAAAUCCUUCACUUCAAUGUCGAGCUAGUCAAUACGGCUGAUCAACGCGAUUGGACGCCACUUCACUGGGCUUCUUGGAGAGGGCAACUUGAGGUUGUAAAGCUACUACUCGAGAAUAACGCUGAUAUUCAAGUGACUGAUAAAAACGGAGACACACCACUUCACGAGGCUUCUAGUGCAGGGCGUGUUGAGGUUAUAAAGCUACUACUUGAGAAAAUGGCUGAUGUACAAGCGGUUAAUAAUUACAGACGCACACCACUUCACGAGGCUUCUAGUGCAGGGUCUAUCGACGUUGUAAAGCUACUACUUGAGAAGGGGGCUGAUAUACAAGCGGUUAAUAAGUUCGGAAAUACACCACUUCAUAACGCUAUUUUGGAGGGGAAACUCGAGGUUGUGAAGCUACUCCUUGAAAAGAAAGCUGAUAUACAAGCGGUUAAUAAAGGCGGAAAAACACCACUUGACUAUGCUUCUGAGUACAACCGUUUCGAGGUUGUGGAGCUGCUCGAGAAAGAAGCUGAGAAGCGCAGGCAGGGUAAUCGUUGAAGAGAGAUGAUAAUUUUUGCAAAC
Molecule: messenger RNA, 3790 nt
Organism: Cadophora gregata
Lineage: Eukaryota; Fungi; Ascomycota; Leotiomycetes; Helotiales; Ploettnerulaceae
Exons: 7
Coding region: 560-3766 (1068 amino acids)
Molecular function (GO): protein binding
Source: RefSeq, a predicted model, not a curated record